Messenger RNA from Oryzias melastigma (Indian medaka), 1399 nucleotides. RefSeq lists its product as uncharacterized. The coding region runs from base 5 to 1399 and encodes 464 amino acids. The transcript has 7 exons. NCBI's taxonomy places the organism in Eukaryota, Metazoa, Chordata, Actinopteri, Beloniformes, Adrianichthyidae. The record is from RefSeq and is a predicted model, not a curated record.
CUUUAUGACAAUGCCGUUGAUCCCCAUGCUAGGAAUCUUGUUUUUAGCCAGCUGGUUUCCAACCGACGUGUACUCUGAGAAGGUACUUGACGUGUUAGAGGGCUUCAAGGUGGUCCUCAGUCCAGGUGUUAUAGAAACGGCGAUCUCCAGCAUUACAUGGAAACAUGGACCUGAUUUAGCUGCAGAAUGGUUUGGAGGGAUUGCAACUUUCUAUCCUAGGUUUAACGGUCGCUGCAGCUUAAACACUAGAACAGGAGAAAUGAUGAUAAAUGAUUUGAGACUGGAGGACGAAGGCUCGUACACUCCAGAGAUUAACAACAACGUCCGAGCUGCUGUAACACUCCGAGUUUUCUCUCCAGCUCCAGUCCCCAAACCCAACAUUACUCAUGACUGUAAAUCAAAGCAAACCAAAUGUACUCUCACCUGUACGUUUGACAGAACGGAGGAUAUGGGAGGUGUUGAGGUUUUCUGGAUUCGUGAUAACAGGCGUGGAAAAGGAGGCGGGGCUCUAGAAAUCACAGAGGAGACGAAGGAGAAAACGUUCAUCUGCAGUCUGGAAAAUUCUGUCAGCUCUGAGAACAGCACCGAGCUGCAGAAUCCUCUCCUGACCGAUGAUGAAUCUGGAGGAACACAUAUUGCUGUUGGGAUUGUUCUGGGCCUUUUUGCUGUUCUUUUUGCUCCAGCUAUUGUCUUCUGCAUUUUUUGCAGCAUAUGUAAGAAAAACUCCAGAGUUUUUAUUUCUGGUCAGUUGAAAGAGCAAUUCUGUCUUCACAAUCUCAGCAUCAUGAAUCUUGAAUUCAAGGAAUUCAGGAAUUUUAAGUCUUUACUCAAAAGGGUGUUUUACCCACCGACAGGCCCGCUUACCUCGGCGCCCAGGACCAACGGCCGCGGGGAUCCUCCAGACUCCUUCGUCGUUGGAACCUCCAUGGUCUGCCAUGUCCGCGUUAACAGGAGCCGAACCUUCUGUCACCCAGGCACCCUCGUCCAUGACAUCACCACCUCUGCCCACCAACUCGUCCUUCACAACCCUUCCAUUCACACAAUAAUAGUCCAUGCAGAUGUGAACGACCUCAAGCUCCAGCAGUCUGAGACCCUCAAGAGGGACUUCAUCACCCUCAUCCACACCAUCCAACAGCAAAACAAGCAGUGCAUCAUCUCCGGUCAGCUUCCAUCUACCCACUUUGGAGACAUUAAAUUCAGCCGUCUGCAACAACUCCACAUCUGGCUUAAAAGAAACUGCACCACUAACAAUAUUCCAUAUGUUGAUAAUUUCACCACCUUGUACAACAGAUCAUAUCUCUUCAGACCAGACGGCAUCCAUCCAAACAGAACCGGAUUUCAUCUGCUUUGUAUGAAAAUUGAACUUACACUCCGCUCCACCAAACUGUUCAACAAAUGA